Laccaria bicolor S238N-H82 is the source of this 464-nucleotide messenger RNA. RefSeq lists its product as uncharacterized. The transcript has 4 exons. The record is from RefSeq and is a predicted model, not a curated record. Lineage: Eukaryota; Fungi; Basidiomycota; Agaricomycetes; Agaricales; Hydnangiaceae. The coding region runs from base 100 to 351 and encodes 83 amino acids.
CCUCCUCUUUCUCCCAUAAGAACCCUCCGUGCAUCGCCAACUCUUUCCAACGUUUCCCCCCCAACAAUUACUCACACACUGCGAAUUCAUCUUGAAAUUAUGUGCCAACGGAUAGCUCAAGGAACACGAUGGAACAAAUGCGGGCACUUUCAACGGCAGUUUGUCAAAGCCAUCGUCGAUUGUAACUCCAGACAAUGCAUGAAGAGUUAUGCGCACCCGCCAUCCUGCCGUCAGCCCACUUGUUUCCAGACCUUUGGUCCAGAUAUAGAGCGGGACGUCGACAACGUCGACGAGUACUGCUUUCCAUGUCGCGCGGCCCAAGCUCGAGCGGAAGGCCGCCCUCUGACAUGACACUGCCGAAUCGCCACGACCCCGCAUAUCUGUACCCCCAUACCCCCAUUCAUCUCAUAGCUGUACUUCAAUGUAUUGUAUUCGUCUCGUUAUGUCCAAUUUUUCAUUCCGCU